AUUUGUCGCUUUUCUUAUCUAAAUUUUAAUAAGAUAAGCAUCUAAAACAUUUAUGCAAACUUUAUCUGAAAUGUUAUCUGGAACGAAGUAAAAAUAUGGCGAGGACUAGAUUUGCCUUGCAUCCGAUGAAAACGAUAAAGGCGCUAUCAUCUUGUUUAGCCAGUCGCCGUAAUUUGAUAACGAGGUCAGCAAGUACCCGCUGGAAGCGCUGAGCAGUAGCAAACUGAAAAGGCAUUGGUAAACAUGGGUGAAAAAUACGUCGAAACCGUGUUGGGUCGAGCGAAGGCGUCCGAGCUGGGAAUAACGUUAACUCACGAGCACUUGGCUCUCGACUUUGACAAGUUCUACGUACCGGCUCCGCAGCUUUUGGAGGAAUUCGUCGGCGAUAAAAUUAAUCUGAAGAAUGUCGGCGUGCUCAAACAGUAUCCCUACAGCAGCAGGUACAACGUGCGUUUCAACGACGCCGACAGCGCGAGCGCGAUACUGGAGGACGUGAGGUUCUACAAAAAGAGCGGCGGCGGCACGAUCGUCGAGAAUACCAGUCACGGCAUCAAGCGCGACCUUCCGCUGAUGCAGAGAGCCAGCCGGGAAAGCGGCAUCCACGUGAUCGCCGGCACCGGCCACUACGUCGCUCUCACGCAGGAUGCAUCUGCUCUCGCCGCCACGGAGGAGCAAAUGUACAAUCUGAUGAGCCAAGAGCUGACCGUCGGCUGCGAAGGCUGCCCGUCCGUCAAAGCUGGUUUCGUAGGCGAAGUCGGAAGCGCCUGGCCUAUCGAAGAUUUCGAAAGAAGAGCCAUCAGAGCAACGGCACAAGUUCAGGAACAGCUGAGAUGCCCCGUGAGCUUUCACCCUGGCAGAGAUCCAGCCGCUCCGUUCGAGAUCAUGAGAAUCUACCUGGAGGCUGGGGGCAACGCCAGCAAGGCCGUCAUGUCUCACUUGGACAGAACUUUGCUGAGAAACGAGGAUCUUCUCGAGUUCGCGCAACUGGGCAGCUACUGCCAGCACGAUCUCUUCGGCGUUGAGUGCUCUUAUUACCAGCUGCACACGCCCACCGACAUGCCGUCCGAUGCCCAGCGCAUCGAUCGAAUGGGGCUUCUGAAGGACGAGGGCAAGCUGGCGAGCAUUCUGAUGAGUCACGACAUCCACACGAAGCAUCGCCUGAUGAGCUUCGGAGGCCAUGGCUACGCCCACAUCGUCAACAACGUGCUGCCGAAAAUGCUGCUCAAGGGCUUCACCCAGCGAGAGAUCGAUACGAUUACGAUUGGCAACCCGAAAGCUUGGCUAUCCUUUGAUUGAUUGGUUCUGUUAUGACGCGCAUGGCUUCUUGUCCGUCAAUAAAGCAACAUGAUUUUCCACGCACGUCUAUACUGCUUCGCGCUUUCUCCGCGCACUCGUCCCCAUAUAGCGAUCGCAAUUUGUUAGGCGCACGGCGACGCAGCUUACUUACUGUCGGACUCGGUGCCGCUGCGUUUAUAUCGCGUACGUGUUCGCGCGCCGGUUUAUAGGUGACCUCGGAAAUCAUGUCUCGGCGAACAAUCCGACGAUCGAUGCACGGUGGCUGGGCCGAUUGGCAAAGUGCUCGUCCGAUGCCGACCGCCGACGCCGAUACGGAGGAAGGCAGCUCGGAAAUCGAAGCGUCGCAGCCGAUCGACAUCCGCGCUCAGGCACGUCUUUAAAUUUUGAUUGGCGUUCGACUGGCGGCGACAGUUUAAUGUACUCCCGGUCAAUAAUCAGCCCCAUUUGUAGGCCGACAUCGGUCAGUGAGGCUUUAUGCGAGAACUAUCGAUCUGGCUCGCUUAAGGCCGCGGGUAGGCAUCGUCGGCCACGGAGCCACGCGAGCCACGCGAGCCACGCGAGCUACGACGUGCCAGCAGUUAUUAAUACAGUCAUGGUUGUUCAAAUUGUCGCUCCUUCACUCGCGCGGAUCUCACAACUAUGCGUAAUGCUGACGUGAUUUGGCUGAUUGUCGCCUGUUUGCUCAUCGAUCGGCUGGACGCGAGAAUAGUCAAUGGGCAAUUAGCCACGCACCAGGUAAUCGAUCCUUUCUCUAGCGUGCUUCUCCUAAGUUUUACAUUAUUUACUGCGCUGCUCCCGUCAUUCGCUCGCUCGACCAUCAAAUCGCUCUUCCAUCCUUCUCUUUUUAGAACUGGGCUUUCUUAUCGCGAUUCUGUUUUCUGUCAGAGAAAGGCAAAUUUCAAUACGACUUCACCAUUGGCAAUGGCGACACGGAAGUCAAUUUAUUGCUGUACUACGACAGUCCGAAUCAGUGGCCAAGCGUGUACCC
Messenger RNA from Phymastichus coffea, 2284 nucleotides. Its product is annotated as phosphotriesterase-related protein-like. The coding region runs from base 244 to 1296 and encodes 350 amino acids. Gene Ontology annotation, molecular function: zinc ion binding; hydrolase activity, acting on ester bonds. The transcript is spliced from 7 exons. The record is from RefSeq and is a predicted model, not a curated record. Gene Ontology annotation, biological process: response to pheromone; catabolic process; G protein-coupled receptor signaling pathway. NCBI's taxonomy places the organism in Eukaryota, Metazoa, Arthropoda, Insecta, Hymenoptera, Eulophidae.